GUGUUUCUGCCCUUUUUCUUCUCCCCUGCAGCCGGCAAGAGCCCCAGCCACCGCCACCCAUUUCCGGCCAGAAACAUCGAUAAAGCUUGGGGAUUUCUCCCCAUUUUCUUGUUCUAGAACACCUAUUAAACCCAGAAUUUCUAGAUCUGUUCUGCUCUGCGUCUUCCUCCCUUUGCUGUCCGUGAAUUGUUGGUGGGUGGGUGGCGAAAUUUUCAGGUUUUCUGGCCGUGAGCUUCCUCUCCAAAAUCUCGUCAGCUUCCAUGUUCGCCGGACCCGACUUUUGCUUGCCGGAAAAUUCUGGUAGUGUGACCCAAGUCAAGAAAACCAAGGGGAGUGACGAGGUAGAAGGCUAGCCAUUCUAAUUGUAUAUAAGUUUUAGAUUUUAUUAUCAUUUUGUAAGGUAGAUUUUAUUCUUGAGAUUUUGUGAUUUGAAUAAGUUCCGAGCCUUGUGCAUUCGUGGGACCCGUCUCACGAGUACACGGCGUCUGCCACGUCCCCGGAUUUGGGUUCUGGGGCGUGACAAAGGUGGAGAGAAGGUGAAGGGCUAAGGCGGCCACGGUAAGGGGGUCGAGCAUUUCAUAGUCUGCCAUGGCUGCCUAGUCGCUUCUGGGUCAAUGUGGGAGAGGUGAAUAUUAGGAAGCAAGUGUUGAUUCUUUUUCUGAGUUUUGAACUUUGGGUUGGUGAAAGGUGAUGGAAGCAAUUAUACGUUAGGUUCAUUGCGAACCUAGAAAUUUGGGUAUUUUUCAUUGUUCUAAGAUGCGAUGCGGUCUUCAUCUCUUCUUCUUCCUGAGAUGUGAUCAUCAUUUAGGAUGUGACUUUCUAAGAUGCGAUCUUCAUCUUAUCUUUUGCAAGAUGCGGUAUUCAUCUAUUCUUCUUUUUGAGAUGGGAUUGUCAUCUAGGAUAUGACUUUUUAAGAUGCGGUCUUCAUCUUAUCUUUUGUGAGAUGCCAUCUUCAUCUCUUUUCCUUCUUGAGAUGUGGUCUUCACUUAGGAUGUGACUUCUAAUAUGCGAUCUGUAUCUUAUCUUUUGCGAGAUGUAGACUUCAUCUCUUCUUCUUCCUAAGAUGCAGACUUCAUCUAGGAUAUGACUUUUAAGAUGCGAUCUUCAUCUAGGAUGUGACUUUUAAGAUGCGAUCUUCAUCUUAUCUUUUGCGAGAUGUAAUCUUCAUCUCUUCUUCUUCUUGGGAUGCGGUCUUCAUCUUAUCUUCUACGAGAUGCGGUCUUCAACUAGGAUGUGGCUUUUAAGAUGUGAACUUCAUCUUAUCUUUUACGAUAUGCGAACUUCAUCUUAUCUUUUAUGAGAUGCAGUCUUCAUCUCAUUUUCUGCAAGAUGUGGUCUUCAUCUUUUCUUCUUCUUGAGAUGUGGUCUUCAUCUUUUCUUCUUCUUGAGUUGUGGUCUUCAUUUUAUCUUUUGCGAGAUGCAGUUUUCAUCUCUUCUUCUUCAUAAGCUGCAGUCUUAAUUUAAGAUGUGACUUCUAAGAUGUUGUUUUCAAUUUAUCUUUUAUGAGAUGCAGUCUUUGUCUCUUCUUUUUCUUGAGAUGCGGUCCUCAUCUAGAAUGUGAUUUCUAAGAUGUAGUCUUCGUUUCUUUGACAAUGAUCUUAAAUCGAAUUAGUAUUUCUUCAAACCUCAAUAAUUUGUGCCUCUUGCC
Rubroshorea leprosula is the source of this 1648-nucleotide messenger RNA. Lineage: Eukaryota; Viridiplantae; Streptophyta; Magnoliopsida; Malvales; Dipterocarpaceae. The record is from the annotation of a GenBank genome assembly.